AUGAAUACAUCACCUAGAAAAGGCAAGAACAAGAGAAGUACAACGACAAUUGAGUUGAAUUCUACAAAGGAGGACGAUGAGACUCGAAGUUUGAUUCCUUCUCGCAUGAAACACAUGACAUCACUUGAAGUUAGUGUUGAAGGUCCGCUUAAGGUCAAAAGGCACACUAUCAUACUAACUGGAGAAGUUAAGACUCAAGCGGAAAGUAAAAGAGAAGAAGAAAUUGAACAUGUUGCUUCUCACCAUGUAACAAUUGAAAAAGAUUCUAGCUCAGAUUCGGAGGAUGAUGAUCUCCAAGAAGCUCCUUUAAAACUUGAAGAUGGGGGGCAAUCAACUGUUGACAAUUUGAAAGAAUUUAACUUGGGAACUCCUGAUGACCCUCGACCAACCUUUUGGUGCGCUAAUUCUGAUUCUGUCGGAUUCUGUGGCAGUCGAUUCUUGCAAUGCAGAGGUCCAUUUGCAAAAAGAAGGCAUCACCUGGUGGAUUCUACUGUAAUUUCAGAAAUAAGAAGAUGCCUUGAAGAUGGAAUUGAGUUCCAAGGCAGUUUGUUGAAUUUUAGGAAAGAUGGAUCUCCAUUGAUGAAUAGAUUGCGUGUGACGCCUAUAUAUGGAGAUGAUGACAUAAUAACUCAUUUUAUUGGUAUCCAGUUCUUUACUGAAGCAAAUCUUGAUCUGGGUCCACUUCCAGGAUCUUCAACGAAGGAGUCUGCAAGAACAUCUGACUGGUUCCAUUCCAGUCUUUCCUCAUACAGGCCAAUUGCAGAUUCGAACCGAAGUAUCACUCGUGGUGGGGCUUGUGGAAUACUGCAACUGAGUGAUGAGGUCCUGUCUUUCAAGAUUCUUUCACGCUUGACUCCCAGAGAUAUUGCAUCUGUUGGCUCUGUCUGUAGGCGACUCUACGAGCUAAUAACAAAGAACGAGGAUCUUUGGAGAAUGGUCUGUCAAAAUGCUUGGGGUAGCGAAACUACUCGAGUUUUAGAGGCAGUGCCCGGAGCAAAGAGACUUGGGUGGGGUAGACUGGCAAGGGAACUCACCACUCUUGAAGCAGCAGCAUGGAGGAAGCUAACUGUUGGAGGUGCCGUUGAACCCUCUCGCUGCAACUUCAGUGCAUGUGCCGUUGGGAAUCGGGUGGUUCUUUUUGGUGGGGAAGGGGUCAACAUGCAACCAAUGAACGAUACCUUUGUUUUGGACUUAAACUCUAGCAACCCAGAGUGGCAACACGUCAAAGUAAGCUCUCCACCUCCUGGUCGUUGGGGCCACACGCUUUCUUGUGUGAACGGAUCUCAUUUGGUUGUAUUUGGAGGCUGUGGAAGGCAAGGUUUACUCAAUGAUGUCUUUGUAUUGGAUUUGGAUGCCAAGCAACCAACUUGGCGUGAAAUCUCAAGUCGGGCCCCUCCACUUCCACGAUCAUGGCACAGCUCAUGUACCCUUGAUGGGACAAAAUUGAUUGUUUCGGGUGGUUGUGCAGAUUCCGGAGUGCUGCUUAGUGACACUUUUCUGCUUGACCUCUCAAUGGAGAAGCCCAUCUGGACAGAGAUACCAGUAGCGUGGACCCCACCUUCUCGUUUGGGUCACACAUUAUCCGUGUAUGGUGGUAGGAAAAUCUUGAUGUUCGGGGGUCUCGCAAAGAGUGGGCCCCUGCGCUUCCGCUCCAGCGAUGUCUUCACGAUGGAUCUGAGUGAAGAAGAACCGUGUUGGAGAUGUGUAACCGGCAGUGGUAUGCCUGGUGCUGGAAAUCCAGGGGGCAUAGCUCCUCCUCCAAGACUUGAUCAUGUAGCCGUGAGCUUGCCGGGUGGCAGAAUAUUGGUCUUCGGUGGGUCUGUGGCGGGUCUUCACUCUGCCUCACAGCUUUAUAUCCUGGAUCCAACGGAUGAGAAGCCAACAUGGAGGAUAUUAAAUGUACCUGGUAGACCUCCGAGAUUUGCUUGGGGACACAGUACGUGCGUUGUUGGAGGGACAAGGGCCAUUGUUCUUGGUGGUCAAACAGGAGAGGAAUGGAUGCUAAGUGAACUUCAUGAACUAUCUUUGGCAAGUAAUGUUAUCUGAUUUGGGAGAAACAGAAAGAACAAACAAGGGAUUCUUUGACCUCUGGGAAGUGAAGUUCUCUAUAAGUUAAAAUCAAUGUGGAGAAAAUGUGCAUUUGUUAUGAAGAUGCAUGACAGAUAUAUAUAUAUAUAUAUAUAUGGCUCUGGUUGAUACUUGCGAAAGCAGAUGCUGCUGUUGCAUCGGUGCAUUUUCUUGUAAGAGAUCGCGAUGCACACUUUCUGAGUGACUUUCCAUCAGUGUUUGAGGCGUGAUGUAUGUAACUGAUAGUUUGGACACAUUGGACCAUUACCCCUUUCUAGGUUAAUUAAUAGUAGUACUUUGAUAGUUUGGUAGUUUCUUUGUUGAUAGCAAACCAUGUGUUUAUUGUGGUUUAGCAGGUUCCAUAAUUUAGACCCAACUUUCCCAACUACCUUCUUCAUCCUCAUCCCCGAGACCAUUAAAGAAAGAAAGAUGGGUGAGAAAAAGAAGAUAAGCAGCGCUGCAUGUGUAUAUAUCUAGUGACGAACUGAUUUCAUCUUUUUUAUGCAUCUUUUCUGGACAAUCUUAUUAAGCAAGGGGGUGAGGCUGUAAUCUGGAGAAGCGGUCAGUGUCACCAUUGUUGCAUAAUGGUUGCUUGCCUGCUCUUUUCUGCUACGGCUGUGGUGGUUGGGAUUGUUGAGACAGUUUUUUUGCUCUAAUAGUUAAUAAGGGUCCGAUGAUGCUGCUUCUCACGUGUUUGCUAGUUGUGGUUCAAUCUUAUUUCGCAUUCGAAGUUAAGCUUUUGGAUAUGUUGCUGUUUAAAAAGUUUAUUGUGUUUUAUAGCGUUC
Camellia sinensis is the source of this 2852-nucleotide messenger RNA. The record is from RefSeq and is a predicted model, not a curated record. NCBI's taxonomy places the organism in Eukaryota, Viridiplantae, Streptophyta, Magnoliopsida, Ericales, Theaceae.